This is a messenger RNA of Fulmarus glacialis (Northern fulmar), 1513 nucleotides long. It is a transcript of the gene KCNS3, whose product is annotated as potassium voltage-gated channel, delayed-rectifier, subfamily S, member 3. Gene Ontology annotation, molecular function: protein binding; voltage-gated potassium channel activity. Gene Ontology annotation, biological process: potassium ion transmembrane transport; protein homooligomerization. NCBI's taxonomy places the organism in Eukaryota, Metazoa, Chordata, Aves, Procellariiformes, Procellariidae. The record is from RefSeq and is a predicted model, not a curated record. Gene Ontology annotation, cellular component: membrane; voltage-gated potassium channel complex.
CAAUGUAAUCUCGCUGGGCACCAGCAGUGAAACUCUUCUGUUCAAAAUGGUUUAUGGUGAAUUUUUCCACAGACCUGGCAAAGAUGCAGAACUUAUCAAUUUGAAUGUGGGUGGCUUUAAGCAAUCAGUGGAUCAAAGCACCUUGCUCCGAUUUCCCCAUACCAGACUUGGGAAACUUCUCAAAUGCCAUUCAGAAGAGGCUAUUCUGGAACUGUGUGAUGAUUAUAGCGUUGCAGACAAGGAAUAUUACUUUGACAGGAAUCCUUCCUUGUUCCGAUAUGUUCUGAAUUUUUACUAUACGGGCAAACUUCACGUCAUGGAAGAACUUUGUGUCUUUUCCUUCUGCCAGGAAAUAGAGUACUGGGGGAUAUCCUGCUGCAGCAAUCGGUACCAAGAAAGGAAAGAAGAAGGUCCUGAGAAAGACUGGGAUCAGAAGAGCAAUGACAGAAGUAUAGAUUCCUCUAAUGAAGAGUCAUCCAUAUUUGAUAAAGAGCUGGAAAAGUUUGACAAUCUGUGUUUUGGUGAAAUAAGAAAGAAGAUCUGGGUCAGAAUGGAAAAUCCUGCAUACUGCUUGUCUGCCAAGUUAAUUGCCGUGUCAUCCCUGAGUGUUGUCUUGGCGUCAAUUGUGGCCAUGUGCAUUCACAGCAUGCCAGAGUUUCAAAGGCUGGACGCCAAUGACAGGGAGAUUGAAGACCCUGUGUUGGAAGCCGUGGAGAUUACGUGCAUCAUCUGGUUCACUGCUGAGCUAGUGAUCAGGCUCAUCACUGCUCCGAGUCAAAAGAAGUUCUGGAAGAAACCACUGAAUAUCAUUGAUUUUGUCUCUAUUAUCCCAUUUUAUGCCACCUUGGCUGUGGAUACAAAGGAAGAAGAAAGUGAAGAUAUUGAAAACAUGGGGAAAGUAGUUCAGAUCCUGCGGUUAAUGAGGAUAUUUCGCAUCCUUAAACUGGCCAGGCACUCCGUAGGACUGCGGUCUUUAGGCGCCACUUUGAGACACAGCUAUCAGGAAGUUGGACUUCUGCUUUUGUUUUUGUCUGUUGGGAUUUCUAUUUUUUCAGUGCUUGUCUACUCAGUGGAGAAAGACGAUGACUCAUCAGAACUGCACAGCAUCCCUGUUUGCUGGUGGUGGGCAACCAUCAGCAUGACCACUGUUGGUUAUGGGGACACUUACCCGGUCACACUUGCUGGAAAGCUGCUCGGCACCCUAUGCAUUAUCUGUGGGAUACUAGUGGUAGCACUUCCAAUCACCAUUAUUUUCAAUAAGUUUUCUAAGUACUAUCAAAAACAAAAAGAUAUUGAUCCAGACCAAUGCAACAAUGAUAGCAAAGAGAAAUGUAAUGACCUACCUUAUUUUAACAUUAGAGAUAUUUAUGCAAAAAAGAUGCACUCCUUCAUUUCUAGCCUUUCUUCAGUAGGAAUUGUAGUCAGUGACCAAGAUUCAACAGAUGCCUCCAGCAUCCAAGAUAUGGAGGAUGUUUAUAACGCAACAUCUUUGGAAAAUGGUACAGGAAAAUGA